AAAGGAGCUGAACCCCCGAGAAGGAUGCUUGUCGGCGUGUGGGAUGCGGAGCGGGCGCCUGCCUCCCGCGGGGCAGACAGCCGGUGGCGGGCGGCUGCUGGGCGAGCUGUAAAAGACCCCACAGCUGUAGAAAGAGCAAAUUUGCUGAACAUGGCUAAAUUGAGUAUCAAAGGACUGAUUGAAUCAGCUUUGAGCUUUGGCCGUACUCUGGAUUCUGACUAUCCACCUUUGCAACAGUUCUUUGUCGUUAUGGAGCACUGCCUUAAACAUGGUCUUAAAGUAAGAAAAUCUUUUCUAAGUUACAAUAAAACAAUCUGGGGCCCACUGGAACUUGUGGAGAAGUUGUACCCAGAAGCUGAGGAGAUAGCAGCUAGUGUCAGAGAUUUACCUGGCCUCAAAACACCAUUGGGCCGUGCCCGGGCGUGGUUACGAUUGGCAUUAAUGCAAAAAAAAAUGGCUGAUUAUCUACGUUGUUUAAUCAUUCAAAGAGAUCUCCUCAGUGAAUUUUAUGAAUAUCAUGCACUGAUGAUGGAAGAAGAAGGAGCAGUUAUUGUUGGGCUCUUGGUUGGGUUAAAUGUGAUAGAUGCUAACCUGUGUGUAAAGGGAGAAGACUUAGAUUCACAAGUUGGUGUGAUUGAUUUCUCUAUGUAUUUAAAGAAUGAAGAUGAUAUUGGGAGUAAAGAAAGAAAUGUCCAGAUUGCUGCAAUUUUGGACCAAAAGAAUUAUGUAGAGGAACUGAACAGACAACUAAAUAGCACAGUCAGCAGCCUUCAUACAAGAGUUGAUUCAUUAGAGAAGUCAAACACUAAACUAAUUGAAGAGUUAGCAAUAGCAAAAAACAAUAUAAUUAAACUUCAGGAAGAAAAUCAUCAGUUAAGAAGUGAAAACACAAUUAUUUUAAUGAAAACACAGCAUCACCUAGAGGUAACCAAAGUGGAUGUUGAGGCAGAGCUUCAAACAUACAGACACUCCAGACAGGGUCUGGAUGAAAUGUACAAUGAAGCACGCAGACAACUUCGAGAAGAAUCACAGUUACGACAAGAUAUAGAGAAUGAGCUAAUGGUCCAAGUUAGUAUGAAACAUGAGAUAGAACUUGCAAUGAAGUUGUUGGAGAAAGACAUUCAUGAGAAACAAGACACCCUCAUAGGCCUUCGACAACAGCUAGAUGAAGUUAAAGCAAUUAACAUAGAAAUGUACCAAAAGCUGCAGGUUUCUGAAGAUGCCAUGAAAGAAAAGAAUGAAAUAAUUGGUCGACUAGAGGAUAAGACCAAUCAAAUUACUGCAACUAUGAAACAAUUGGAACAAAGUGACAAAGAUCUGUUAACUCAAACUAGGACUAUUGCAAUGUCAUUUGUGAAAUGUGCCAGCAGUGAAGCACAGCACCAAUACAAACUUGUCAAAGAUAUAUCAUUCUGAAAGCUACUUGGCUAUUGAUAGAGUAAAAUUUGUAUGAGUUGGUUUAAAAAAAUAUGGUUAUGAUCUUAAAUGGUAUUGGGAAAUCCUGUAUUAUAAUUGGUCAGUAAGCACUAGUGAUUUUGACACAAUGUCACAAGUUGGAACGACUUUGUUUUCCGAAAUGAAAUAAUCUCCAUCCCUUUCUCCCCUCCCCUCCCCUCCCAAAGAAUAAAAAAAAAUCACUGUAAUAUUAUUGACCAAUCAGAAACUAGAAUUUUCUAAUGCUAUUUAAUCAUUUUACUUUUUUUUAAUGUUAAAUACAAAGUUUAUUUUAAAAUGUUAGCUGCCUUUAUAUUUUUGAUUUCUCAUUGCCCUCACACUUACCUCCAGUUAUAGGGUUUUCCCUCACCCCUUAUUUAUGGCACUUAAAUAAAUAAAGAACCUCCCUUUCAAUUAAUAAAAACCCCCACAUUUUUAUUGUUGUUGCACUUUCAGUGCUUCUCUAUACCAGAAAACAUGUUGUCAACUCUUUUAACGUGGUUGCUGGUAUCAUCGCUUUCUUGAGUAGCGUAGACAGAAGUAUUUUUUCCUGAGAACUGGCUAAAACAGCUUAUAAAAAUGUUCCAUAUGUUCUGUCUGUACUUUACAAAAACAAAACCCAAAUCAUUUCUGUAUUUGUAGGACUCCCUUAUACACAGCUAAAAUACAGUUCAGUCUGCUAGCAUAGAGUAGAAUGUAAGAUGCUUUAACAGAGCUACUGUAUCAUGGAAACAACCGAGAUAUGAUUAGAACUAAAGACUAUAAAGCAAGAACGCCUUAUCUACGUAGAAAUCUUCAUAGCUGUAAUUCCCCCCAGUACAACUCCACCAGGGUAGCAAUAGUGUAAAGUGUAUUAUAGGCAGGACUCAGACAUUUAGGGGUAGAUCCUCAGAUGGUAUAUACAUUUUCAACUGAGGAUUUGCUCUUAUCUGAGUUGCUACCCUGGUGGAGCUGCACUGGAUAUAGCUAUAGAGUGUGCAAGCUGCUAGUGGAGAUACAGAUUCUAUAGAUGCUAGCAUGGUUCUCAGAAAAAAAAAUCCUUGUCCAUAUUAGUCUUGGAAAUUGUGCUACUGCAGUUUCAGCUGUAGUUUAGAGAGGGUCUUAGUGGUGUUUUUAGCUUUCCUGUUUCGUUUAGUCUUUCACCCUUCUCUGCCUUCUGGCAUAGCAGCAAGAAUUAGCCUUGCUGUGCACCAAUAUUCUCCCUUCUCCUAUCCAUCCACUUUGGCCCUAUUUGUAUUACAAUUACAAACACAUCAAGGAACUUCAUUACAACACAUUGUCUUGUAGAGUGGACCCUAACAGUUUUUCAUACCUAGGCCAAAUUCAGAUGCUUUAAAAUAACAUGGUUCAAGUCCAGUCUGUUGUCAUUUCUGCACUGGCAGUUCUUGGUAACUGUCCCACCAGUGCAGCUUCAUCAUUGGUAGCAUGAGUGUAGAUGGGGAACUGGAGCUUUUAUUAACAUGAAAUCUAAUUCUGCUGAGAUGUCUAGUAAUGCUGGUGCACUGUCUGCAUGAGCCCUCUCAUUGGUUGUCUGAUAGCACUGCAAUGGUAGGCACUUUCCCAAAGAUGGCCAGUGUAGAUGCAUACUACUUUAUAAAACAUUAGUAGGUGGGCUCCCUAACAUGGUUGUGUUUGUAGUGUAGACAGGGCCAGUAAGAAAGCUUUCAUUUAAUUUUACAUUUAACAAUGAUUAAACUGGGAGUUGUAUGUUACUCUACAUUCAGCUGACUGGGACGUGAUGAUUCAAGCCAAGCCUUGAGAGAAGAGCUCCUCAGUUUUCUCUGAACAAGACUUUGAGGGCUUGUGUACGCUACAGAUGCUACAGCAGCACAGCUAUGGUGCUGCAGCAAUGCUGUACUGUAGACACUUGCUACAGCGACAGAAGGGGUUUUCCAUCACUGUAGUUAAUCCACCUCCUUGAGAGGUGGUGUUCUUCUGUUGAACUAGUGGUGUCUAGACUGGGACGUAAGUUGGCUUCACAAUGUCUUUUGGGGGUGUGAUUUUUUUUCCACACCCCUCAGUGCAAUGUAACUAGGUCAACCUAAGUUUUAGGUGUAGACCAGGUCUGAGAAGGGAGAAAAGAGGCAAUUGUAAAAUGAGAUACCUCAAUUGGGAUGGGGCUCUGAAUGACAUUUUACUGGCUACUCUAAUCUUCCUUGUAUAUCCCAAUAAGACAGUUGAAUAUGGAGUAACAUACAAUUUUUGAGUUAGUGUUUACAUUUCAGUUAAAUUUAAACCCCAUAUUUUUUGGGCUGAAGAGAAGGUCAAACAGAGAUAAAUCUUGAUGCAUUGGUGAGGUAUGAGUGAGAGGAGAGGGCUAUCCAAAAAAGGAAUGCAAAAUCCCUUUCAAAUCAAAAGGAAAGAUCUUAAAUGAAAGCCUGACUUCUGUUAUUUAUUCAGUUUUAUUUGUUUUGUUUAUCAUAUGGAGCUAUUUUAAACUAUGAUUUUUAAUACACAUUAUUUAAAUGUAUUUAAUAAUGUUAUUUAUUAGUGGUUAUUCUGUAAGUAUAGUAAGAUGCUCCAGGGUGUGUUCUGCUGUCUUACUACAGCUGUGUUCUUGCUAUCUGAUUCCAGUGUUCCAUAUUCAGGCUCAUGUCUGAAUUCAAUCAAGCCAUUCCAGCACAACACACACUGUCUUAUUGAUUCAUUAGUAUAGACAAAGUAGUUACUGUACUUCUACAGUUCUUGUAAAAAUGCCUCCCACGAUAAAACAUAUAUGUACGCUCAAAGUUAGAGCAGUAAGAGAUAUAGAUCAAUUAUAAAAUCUGUAUGGUUAUGCUUUGAUGGCAUCUGUUAACGGUGAACAUAAAAUAAAAACAAAUUGGAAGACUUAA
Messenger RNA from Trachemys scripta elegans, 4268 nucleotides. RefSeq names its product RUN and FYVE domain containing 2 (gene RUFY2). Gene Ontology annotation, molecular function: metal ion binding. NCBI's taxonomy places the organism in Eukaryota, Metazoa, Chordata, Testudines, Emydidae. Gene Ontology annotation, cellular component: cytoplasm. The transcript has 13 exons. Bases 25 to 1416 code for a protein of 463 amino acids. The record is from RefSeq and is a predicted model, not a curated record.